This is a messenger RNA of Ruditapes philippinarum (Manila clam), 3537 nucleotides long. RefSeq lists its product as uncharacterized. Lineage: Eukaryota; Metazoa; Mollusca; Bivalvia; Venerida; Veneridae. The record is from RefSeq and is a predicted model, not a curated record. The transcript has 4 exons. Bases 216 to 1817 code for a protein of 533 amino acids.
UAGCGUUUUCAGAAAACUAAUUGUGUCUAGCACAUACAUAAAUAUUCAAUACUUGGUUAUUUUCGGUUUGAAUGUUUACAUGCAUAUAUAUUAUGCUGAUAACGGAAAUUACAUAAAGUCAUAUCUAAAUUUAGAAACUUAUACGUGGCUUUAACCAAAUCAAAAUCGGUAUUGCAUUUCUGAUCAGGAAAAGAAAUCUGAAAGUGAGGUUUAAAAUGUCUUGUAAUAUUUGUGGAGAAAGUCGGUUUGGAAAUAGUGCACAACUAAAUUGUCAUGGCAUUACAAAUCACGCAUUAUUUUCUUGUUCCUGCAACAAAAAGUUCAUGAGUGAGGAAAGUUUGGGUAAUCAUAAAAAGCAGAUGCAGGAAAAUGCAAAACAAGAACAAUGUUCAGGAUGUUGCCGAUCGUUUGUAAACAAAGAUGACCUGUACCAACACAAAAGAAGCACAAAUCACUGGAUGAAUGAUGAAAGGGAAAAUGCUCAAAAAGAAACUAAUCGUGUAUUCUGUGACGAUCGAUGUGGUAAAAGCUUUAAAUCAGCAAGUGCAUAUGCAGAUCACAAGAGAGAUAUAGCUGCAAAAUUUGGAAUUUCGGACAAAACAUGCCGUGGGUGCGACAAGACGUUUCUCGACAAAAGCAGGCUUGACCAGCACAAAAAAGAUACUGGCCACAGCUCAAAACCUAACUCCCGAGCGAAGGAAUAUCUUGACAAUUUUCAUAAGAGUAAAGUUGCUAUCAGUAAGGCGGAUAAGAAAUCAUCUGUUACACGUGUUGACGGAAUACUUCGGCCAAUUAUGAAUCAUGUGAAGAAAGCAGAGGGAGGUGAAAUUUAUUGCCCAAAUGUGGUAAGAGCUGGCAGUUUUCCUGUGAAAACUAAGAUUGGAAAACCUGAUGAAUUUGAUACAAACAUUGUUUGUAACAUUGUCCCCGAUAAUACAAGAACCCGCGGAAAUGUUGAUUUUGAUUACCAGAAAUUGGACGAUAGGAUGGGGAAAUCGAAUAAUAUGAAUAUAAAGAUGAGCCUGAAAGACAUUCCAGGUGGCAAAGAAAUACCGAUGGGAUACGCAGUGGUAACAGUUAAAGACGGCACCGUCCCUGCAAAACUUACGUACAAAGGACAAUUAGUUCCAAGAGAAGUAAAACAAGACCUUUAUGGUAAAAUUAAAUCUGCUGUAAAAGAACUAGGAAUGAAAAAUGUUGAUGUGAGUCGUAACGCCCACGGACCUGCCUUGACGUUGAACAUACAUCAAGGUCAAGGUCUUCAUGACAUAAGUGUCGAUAUAACACCAUCAAUUCCGUGCAAGGUACCUGUGACAGAUAACGGUUGGCCUCGUCCGAAUACACGUAAAGCUUUCGAUAGCCGAGUACUUGAUGGCAUUAAAACCACCGGGACACACUUAGUUCCAAAAGGCGAUAACGUAUGGGCAGUUUCAUAUUCAAAAGCAGAAAAAGCUGCUCUUUUAAAGAUUGAUGAGGGAAAUGGCUGUCGAAGAGAGGUCAAUAGAAUAAUGAAGAAGUACGUCCAGGAUUGCACAUCCCGAUCGAAAGAUGGUCUUCCGGGAGUUUCAUCACAUUUGAUAAAACAUCAAAUUCUUUGGUCUGCGGAAAAACGUCCAGAUCAAAAUUACUGGCAACAUGGCAACAUUUAUAACUGCCUGAUUGAUACCAUUGGGGAUAUGACAUCAGCCCUUGAUCGAGGAAAACUUCCAAAUUACUUCAGUAAUUCUGAAAACAUUCUCCGUGGGAAAGAUCCUGGAGUUCUUCGGGAACUGAGUGAUCAUUUUAAAGGAGAAAUGGAAAAAUUAUUACAUAUGUGACAUAAUUAACUUUAAUCUAAUAUUGCUUAUUAAAAGUUUUGGCAUUUGGAAUGUUUGAAUAGAAUAUACAACCUUCCAGCUUUACUUUUACAUAGUAACAGAUGAAUUAGAAGUACACAUUAUGACUUAUUCGUUGUGUUAUUGAAUAUGUAAAUAAUGUUUAUUUGAAUUUAUAGCAUCAUAGAGUAAUAAUAAUUUAGCGCAAAUCAUUCAUUCAAUGAUUCAUUUUCAUCGCAUGUCAUACAUGAGACACAAUAAUACUAAUGAAGAAAAUAUUCAUAAAUAUACAGUAAAAACCCUCAAUUAAGACCACCAUCGGGACUAGACCAAAGUGGUCUUAAUUGCGGGGUGGUCUUAAUUGUGGAUAUUCUUAUCAUUGCUUACACACGAUAUGACCAGGGCCUAUUUUAGUCAUUUUGUAUGAACAAACAAUAUGUAUCUUAACCUGCAAAUACAAUAUAAAAGUAUAUAUUUUAUAAUGUUACAUCUGAUGGGAAGAAAACAUAUUUCUGAAGAAAUUUAAUAUCAAAUUUUCUUUGUUCUGAUUUCAAUAAUAAUUAUUGUAUGAGGUACAUAAUUCACAUAUCAUAUCAGACUUUAUUUCUUCACAAAACAAAUGUGCAUAAAGCAACAUUAAACCACUAUGAAAUUAACAUUCUCACCUUUUUUUCAUUAAAUAUCCCAUAAAUAACAGCUUUUGACACCUUGUGUAAUCAAGUGUCAUGCCUAAGAGCAAUCAAGCAGAUAAUAACAACAUAACAACACAUUUAAGAUCUAGGAAGGUGUUGAUUUUAAUAUCAGUGGUCUCAAUAGUGAGGUCAAAUAAAGAACAAAAUAAGGAAUUGGGACUGAAUUUGGUGGUCUUAAAUGUGGAUAAGUGAGGUGGUCUUAAUUCUGGAUCAUGUAACCAUUGACAUAAAGAACAGAAAAUUCCGUUCUUUUUAAAACUGGUCUUAAAAGUGGGGUGGUCUUAAAUCCGAGGUGGUCUUUAGUAGGGAUUCUACUGUAUAUAUAUAUAUGUAAAACCAAGGUUUUGUCACGAACAUACAUUAAGCAGUUUCAGCUUUUCUUAUCAGUCUCUAGUUAAUUAACAUCGCAAAUUCACUAACGAACUUGUCUGAGCAAAUUUAUUUGAAAAUACAAACUAAAACUUUAGACAUAACUGAAUAAAAACUUGGUAAGAUGCUGUAAUGAUGUAUACCAAUUGCUUCCUUUUUAACUAUGUUUUGUUGUUCAAUAUAAAGUUAAAAAAAUACAAUAUUUAUUUUUAUCUUCUUACAGUUACAUGUACUUCCAUAGUUACAAUACAACUUUUUUAAUUGACUAUAUAAUUACGUAAUAAAGGAUAUAACUCUGUAGUAAUUAUGUAAUACUGUUUAAAAAGGGUUGUUUCCCUUUAAAAGGUAAACAUGUUUGUUAAAUUGUUAUUAAACAUUAGAUAAAUAAUUUUUCAUUCAAAACUAAAUCUAAGUUGGUACUUUAGUUUAAAUCAAAGUCUGCACAUAUAAUAGUGUCUUUUUUCAUUAGGAUUUCGUUUUAUAUUUUGUGUUGCAUCAUUUAUUGUUCAAAUGUUAUGGUCAAAUUUCUCAGUUGUAGAAUUACUUAUAGAAGUGUUCAUUACAAAUAGAUUGUUGUUAAAUAUUCUCUCAGCUUUUUUGUUCCCUUUUGACAAUUAAUUUCCAGGACAUUGUCCGGAAUUUCCCUGCAACAACAGCAAUGA